AAGCGCCUCUGGAGUAAGCGGUUCUAGCCCACGCCUGCUUUGCUCACGUGACUCUUCCGCCUGAAGGAAAGGGGCAGCGGAAGUCAAGGUCACGUGGGAAUUCCCUUCACCUUGUGGAAGUACCACCUGCGCUACCUCCUGGUCCUCUCCGUGUCCAGCGACAGCGGCCUUAGCUAUGUUUGCCGUGAGGUCCGCGGUGGCCUCCAGGCCGCUUUUCCCCGGCUGUCUGCCCUGGCUGAGGUCCGGCGGGCAGCAGCUUCCUCCCCUCGCCGCCUUUCACGGCUCCGCGCGGCGUCCCGGGGCCAAAGUAGCAGUCAUUUUGUCUGGAAGUGGUGUUUAUGAUGGCACAGAAAUUCACGAGGCCUCAGCGAUAUUAGUUCACUUGAGUCGUGAAGGUGCUGAAGUUAAGAUGUAUGCACCUAAUGUUUCUCAGUUGCAUGUUAUUGAUCAUACCAAUGGACAACCCACAGAGAAUGAAAAACGGAAUGUUUUGGUAGAAUCAGCAAGGAUUGCUCGAGGCAAGAUUACUGACUUAUCAAAACUUAAUUCAAAGGACUAUGAUGCUGUUAUCUUUCCUGGGGGAUUUGGAGCUGCCAAAAACCUGUGUACAUUUGCAGUUGAUGGAAAGGAUUGUAAAGUCAAUAAAGAUGUUGAACGAGUCCUAAACCAGUUCCAUAAAGAAGGGAAACCAAUUGGCUUGUGCUGCAUUUCACCAGUUCUUGCAGCCAAAGUACUUCAGGGUACAGAAGUGACGAUAGGACAUGAACAAGAAGAAGAUGGGAAAUGGCCUUAUUGUGGGACUGCAGAAGCCAUUAAAGCCUUAGGAGCAAAGCACUGUGUGAAAGAAGUAACUGAAGCUCAUGUGGACACCAAGAACAAGGUAGUCACAACUCCAGCCUUUAUGUGUGAAACAGCAUUGCACCAUAUUUUUGAUGGGAUUGGAGUGAUGGUACGGAAUGUGUUGAAACUAACUAAAAAAUAAGAACCUAGAUUCUCAGUAGCAACAAAAGGAAGCCUGGUAACCUAUAUAUUUUUUCUUGCUUGUUCAUAAAGGUCUGACCAGAUAGGCCAAAAGACUGUCUUUUUUCCUCUUCUGACUCUGUGAUGAGAAUUUUUUUUUUUACUGUUUCCUAAGGAGAGGACUUUUUAAGAUGCUAAUUUAGAGAUGAGACAUUUCAUGCAACGUUUCUUUUGAUUCUCUUGUUAGAGAAGGAAGGAUUCCCAAAAUUGAGAGUGAUAAUUGUAAUGUGGUUUUUUUGGGGGGGGCGGGGGUGAGGCAGUUGGGGUUAAGUGACUUGCCUGGGGUCACACAGCUAGUAAGUGUCAAAUGUCUGAGGUUGGAUUUGAACUCAGGUCCUCCUGACUCCAGGGCCACUGCUCUAUCUACUGCGGCCACCUACCUGCCCCUUGUAAUGUGUUUUUUACAACAUACCUCUUAAACUAAAACUCAGACCAGCUUUUUCUGGAUGGCAGUCGAAUAGAAAUAAUAUUUUCCAAUCCUAAAUUGAAUCUAUUAUAUUACAUUUUAUUAUUUGGAAGUAGAGGGAUAUAAUGUUUAGCUUCUCAUCUUUCAAAUAUAAAUAUAAAUGGAACCAGUAAAAUAAAAGAAUUAAAAACUUUGUGUUUGUGGUUUUGUACUGAUGUAUAUGAUACUGUAGCACAAAAUUCCUUUAACCAGAAUGUUUUUAAUUCCUCAGUGAAAGCACAUUUUAACAACUUUGGGCCUUCUGAUACAGUGAUAAAUAUGGUACCCAGAGUGUGUUCUUUUAAGUGAGUCUCAAUUCUUCAUUGUAGAUAUUACCCCAUACUCAGGAAGAAGAAAGGGAAAUUGCAGGUCUUUAAAUCUUUUCUACCAGCUUCCUAACCUUGUUAAGAUUUCCUGACAGUCAUUGUACAGUUGGCUCAGAUCUCCAAACAUGUAAAAACAAAAUAAAAUUUACUGAUGCAAUUA
Dromiciops gliroides (monito del monte) is the source of this 1951-nucleotide messenger RNA. RefSeq names its product glutamine amidotransferase class 1 domain containing 3 (gene GATD3). Lineage: Eukaryota; Metazoa; Chordata; Mammalia; Microbiotheria; Microbiotheriidae. The record is from RefSeq and is a predicted model, not a curated record. Gene Ontology annotation, cellular component: mitochondrion. The transcript has 7 exons. Bases 176 to 982 code for a protein of 268 amino acids.